UUUACCAACGAUCACAUCUAACUCAGGAUUUUAUUAACAAACUUAAGACUUGCUUCAUCUAAACCAAAAAUUAUUUAAAAUGAGAUCGACUGUUUUUAUCAUAGUUAUCAUAAGCGUAAUAUCUAUUAACUAUACAGUGUUAUCUCAGCGCCAGUCGAAGAGACCUAUUCCAGUUUUCAAAGAUAACAUGCCAACGUUAUUGUUACCAAAUAAUGCAACAGCUAUAAGAGAGAAUAUUGUUGAUACAUUUUCGUGUGAAAAUCGAAUUUAUGGAUAUUACGCGGAUGUAGAUAAUGAAUGCCAAAUAUUUCAUGUCUGCUUGCCGCAACAAAGAGGAUCGAUAAGAUGGAGUUUCAUUUGCCCCAUCGAAACAGUUUUUAAUCAGGAAACUUUUGUUUGUACAAGGAUCAAUGAUUCAAUCCCUUGUGAAGAGUCUGAACAGUAUUAUGUUUUGAAUGAAGAACUUGGAAAAGAUGAAAAAGAAGAAGAAGAGAAAGAAAAACCUGAAGAAAAUGCAACAUAUUAUCCAUUGGAUUUUGACAAUGAAUUACCAGUGACACCAUUUACAAGAAAUUUACGAAGAAGAGGGAAAUCUGACCGUCGAGGAAUAAGUAAUGACGAUAAAAAUAAGUCGAAUAACAUGACUGAAAGUUCAAGACCUGAAAACUCAGCCACGACACUGAGAUCUACUUCGUUGCGUCAGAGAUUGAGAAUAUAAUUUAUAUAGGAGUUAAAAAAAGUAGCGUAAGAGAAACAAAUCAUUAAAUAUGUGAAUAGGAAUAUUAAUAUUGUAUUUCUCAUAAUACAGGAAUAAUUAGAACAAUUUUAAAAAUAUAUACAAUGAAUAACAAUUUUUAAUUUAUUGAUAGCUCUGAAAUCUUGUUUAGAAUUAGUCUCAUUCUAAAUUAUCUAUAAAAUUAAUAUUUCAACACGACUAUGUGAAUAUAAUUGUAACUUAAACAGACGCAAAGCAUAAUUUCCACAAAUGUCCCAAGCCUUUAAAUAUUUACAUUUUAUAUAAUAAUUUGAUAGCACAAGUUAAAUUGACAGAAUUACUCAUCUACUAUGUACAAUAGCUGAUAUGUAUUGAUAUUGGUUUUCAGCUUAAAAAUAUAGUUAUCUUACAUAUUAUUUAAAUAAUACUUAAUAUAGAAUUGAACAUAUUUGAAUAUAAAAUGAUUGUGAAACCGAGCUGAAAGUCUACAGCAUUUUUUUCGUUUUUGAUCUUUGGAUAACUAGCCUUGUAUUCAAAGACAAAUUCAAGUCUUGCUGCUAUUUAGUAUUCAAAGAGCAAUUAUUACCAUCGAGCAAAUGAACGAAAUAACUUACACUAUAACUAACACUUGAGACAAAGCAAACUGUAUAAAAUAAAAGAAUUAAUUAAUCAAAAAACUUAA
Molecule: messenger RNA, 1397 nt
Organism: Chelonus insularis
Lineage: Eukaryota; Metazoa; Arthropoda; Insecta; Hymenoptera; Braconidae
Exons: 3
Coding region: 80-718 (212 amino acids)
Cellular component (GO): extracellular region
Molecular function (GO): chitin binding
Source: RefSeq, a predicted model, not a curated record